Linum trigynum is the source of this 4346-nucleotide messenger RNA. The record is from the annotation of a GenBank genome assembly. NCBI's taxonomy places the organism in Eukaryota, Viridiplantae, Streptophyta, Magnoliopsida, Malpighiales, Linaceae.
UUCUUGGAAAAUCUAUUAAGUUGCCACCAAUAUCACCUCAUUCCCCGCCAAGUUAGGUAGCACUUCCAAUCCCAACAACUUGAUUAAGCCUUUCUUUUGAAUAUGGCUAUGCAACUUAUGUCCUAGCUAGUAAGUGUUACAACCAUUUAUUUAUGGUUAGUCAAAAUAAAAAGUGCGCCCGUCUAGUCUAGAUAGUGUUGCCAUUUAGAAUUUGCUAACAAAACAUCGAUCGGGGUAUUGUUUAUCAUAUGUGAGUAGGUCUUGCUUGCGUUGGUUAAGUGCUUGGUUGAGAUAAGAAAUUGAAUGCCCACCUUAUGGAUGGACUACUUGCAUAAGUCUCAAGAGUGAAUUUCUUCUCGAAGUCUGGAAGUGCUAAUAUGGGAGCUUAGAUAAUGGCUUGCUAAAAGAGAAUCAAACGCUUGUUACAUAUGCGACAAAACAAGAAAACUAAUCUUUCUUUAACAAAUCAUCAGUCCAGGGCUUGCUUAUUGACCCAUAACCCUUGACAAACUUAUGGUAAUGACCUGUUAAUGUUGGAUCAAAAGAUCUCAAUCAGAUCAAGUCACGAGAUUGCUCUGGCAAAUUAGAGAGAUCAUAGACGAUUGAAGCUGCAAUCAAGGGGGAGCAGCCUGGCAACUUAUUAGACUUUCCUUUGCUGGAGAUUUUUGAAUGCCAACGGCUCCUGUCCUGAAGCUCUUUAAAAGGAAGUGUGCACUCUGAAUUCUUUACGGUUUGGGAACUCCUUGUGGAAGAGGGCAAGGGUUUGGGAAAUCGUUUGUGGCUUUGAUUCACUGAGGAAUAGGUUCAGUUAAUCAAAGGUGUAAGUGAAUUCCUGCGAGAAUUCGGUCCUAGUCUCCAUAGCUUUUGAUUUUCACAUUCUGUCUGUACUCGAGUCUUCUUCUUUCCCUUCCUUUCUAAAAACCAGAAAAUCAAAAGUGUCUCUCGGAAUAGUGUCUACUAUUCCGGGACGAGGAGUAGCCCUGUGGUGAACCUCGUAAAAAUCUCGCUGUGUAUUUCGUUUUCUGCUGUUUCCCUGCUUGCUCGAUUUCUGCUUCCUCUGUUCUUCUCUUCCCCUGUUUCUGUUCUUUCUGAAACCGAGAGGAAGAAGACUUGCUUUGGUCUUCUCAGCUUCUGGGCUCGGGCUUCGAUUGAGUCUUCGACCCAGUCGCUUGUGACCUGUUCGUUGGGCUUCUCUUCAGAGGUCCACCGAGUAUAAUCAUCUCAUAUCAAACGAAUUUGGUCAGUGUCGUUUUGAUAAGAGACUGAGGUUGACAAUUGGGGAGCUUGGUCAAAAUCCCUAAUCGGGUUUGCUCCUUUCAUUUCCCGAUCGACUUCUCUUCUACCUCUCUACAAGUGGUAUCAGAGCUCCUGGCUCUUGAGAGAGCUAAUUACUGCCAAGAGAAGAUCCAGUCAAAUAUGGCAUCAGGAAAUUUUGGGCAUGCCUCCUAUAAUCACCCGCCGAUAUUCACUGGCUCCAACUACACCGCGUGGAAGAAGCGAAUGAAGACUUUCCUCUGGGGCGUUGAUGAAGAUCUAUGGACUGUCGUUCGCGGUUGUCCUAUGCCCAUGGAGGAUGCCGAGCAAAACUUGUGGUCUGUUGCUCAGAAGAAGAACGCUCAACUGAAUCAGAGAGCGAUGCACAUCCUACAGUCAGCCAUGGUACCUGAUGAAGCUGAUAAGGUGGAGCACUGUGAGUCGGCCCAGCAAAUCUGGCUAUCGCUUGAAAGUACAUAUGAAGGGUCGUCAAACAUCAAGGAAACCAGAAUCGAUCUUCUGGUGCACGAAUACGAAUGCUUCGACAUGGGUCCAGGUGAGAGUAUUCAUGAAAUGUACUAUAGAUUCACUGUUCUUAUUGACAAGCUUAAAGGUCUAGGGAAGGUCUAUCUUUUGAAAGACUUAAACAGAAAAAUUUUAAGGUCCUUACCUAAAGAAUGGCUUCCUAAACGAACUGCUAUUGAAGAAGCCAGAAAUCUAAAUACCUUACCUAUCGAUGAGUUAAUUGGGUCACUUCUUAGUCAUGAACAUGUUUUAAAACAAGUUAACAAGGAUGAUGAAAAACGUAAGAAGACUCUAGCCUUUAAAUCUCAGAUAACUGAAUAUGAAUCGGACAGUGAGCUAGGUGAGGAAUUCUGUAGAGAAUUUGCUUUAAUAAGCAACAAGUUUCACAGAAUGCUGAAAUAUAAGCAAGAUCAUAAACAAAAAUCUCUUGAUCGAAAUGCAUCUUUUCGAACUAACUCUUUUGACAAAGUCAAAAGUUCCUUUCAAGAUAGGCUGCGCAACCCGCAGACCAGACAUGUUGAUGCAGGAUCUCAUGAAAAGGAAGCUCAGGAUUGCUACAAAUGUGGCAAACCUGGGCACAUUCGAGCAAACUGCCCACUAACUCUGAGGGCAAAAGAAAAGGCCAUGAAAGCAACCUGGAGCGACUAUGAGUCAGAAGGAGAGGAAGAAUCCGAAGAUGAAAAAGCGUUUAUGGCCUCUAUGAAGAAUGAAUUGUACUCUACAACAAGUAAGGACCUACCUGACUCACCUGAUGAUACCAAGUGGUACCUCGACAGUGGAUGCUCGCAUCACAUGUCAGGUAAGAAUCACCUAUUCACUUCUCUAAAUAUGAAACGUGGUGGUAAAGUCACUUUUGGUGAUGAUAGUCAAGGUGAGAUUAUAGGAUCAGGAAGUGUAUGAAAAAGUCCAUAUCCUGUCAUAAGAAAUGUGUUACUAGUGAAUGGUUUAAAACACAACCUGCUAUAAAAAGUCAAUUAUGCAGUAAUGGAAAUCGAGUUGUGUUUGAAAAUGAGAGAUGCUCAGUUGAACAAACUAAGGAUAACAAAGUUGUGUUUAUAGGAAAAAGAAUCAACAAUAUGUAUAUUGUUGAUCUUACUGAUCUUAGUCAGUUUAAUGCUAAAUGUCUUCAAGUGUCCUCAACUUCCUCUGAAUAUCUGUGGCACAAGAAGCUGGGGCAUGUUAGUCUGCCUAAGCUAGCUGUUUUAUCCAGGUUAAGUCUAGCCAGAGGCAUUCCUAGACUUAAGGACAAGGCAGAAUUUUUUUGUAAUGCCUGUGCUGCUGGAAAACUAAGAAGAAAAAGUUUUAAAUCAAAACCUGACAUUACAACCUCAAAAACAUUUGAACUAAUACACAUGGACCUAUUUGGCCCUUGUAAUGUCACCAGUCUAGGAGGGAAAAACUAUGUUUUUGUUCUAGUAGAUGAUUACUCUAGGUUUUCCUGGGUCUAUUUUCUGGCUCACAAAGAUGAGACGUUUGAAAAAUUUCACCAUUUUGUCUCUAUUAACAAAGAAAACAUAAAAAACAUUCGUAGUGAUAAUGGAGGAGAACUCAUUUCUGAUGACUUUGCUGAAUUCUGUGACCAAUCUGGAAUAAGUCAUUCCUUCUCUGCUCCUCGUACCCCUUAACAAAAUGGGGUUGUUGAACGCAAAAAUAGGACAUUAAUCGAAUGUGCUAGAACCAUGCUCCUGGAUUAUAAUCUUCCUAAAUUCUUCUGGGCUGAAUAUGUAAACACAGCUUGUUAUGUUAUUAAUCGAGUAAUUGUUCGAAAGCAAUUAAACAAGACACCCUACGAGAUUCUAAAAGGGAAAACUCCUAAAAUCUCCUAUUUUCAUCCCUUUGGAUGUCCUUGCUAUACUCUUAAUACUCGAGACACUCUAGGUAAAUUCGAUGCUAAGUCUGAUCCUGCUACCUUUCUUGGUUACUCUACCAAAGGUCAGGCCUACAGAGUGUUUAACAAAAGAACUAGAAAAGUGGAGGAAUCAGUACACGUUGUUUUCAAUGAAACUGAUUCUGAAACUUCUCCCACAAUCAUGUCAUAUGAUUUAAGUGAGCUCACAACCUCCUGUCAAUUUCCUCUUAGUACACAGGAUGAUGCAGUGAAAGAUUCAGAAGAAUUACAGCCUUCCAAUAAGGAAUCAGAAGCCACAAUUGAAGCUCCCAAAGCCCCUCCUCACAUCCAGAAGCGCCACCCUGAGAGUCAAGUAAUAGGAAACAUCAAUGACAAACUGCAAACAAGAGGUAAGUAUACUCCAGGCCAAUAUGCAUUUGUUUCUCAAAUUGAACCUAAAAACUAUAAAGAAGCUCUAGAUGAUGAUGAAUGGAAUAUGGCUAUGGUAGAAGAAUUAACCCAGUUUGAACAUCUUCGUGUCUGGGAUCUUGUUCCUAGACCCCCAAAUGUGAUUGUUAUAGGAACUAAGUGGGUUUUCCGUAACAAAUCUGACGAAAUGGGUUUCAUUAUUCGAAACAAAGCUAGACUUGUAGCCCAGGGGUACCUUCAAGAAGAAGGCAUCGAUUAUGAUGAAACAUUCGCCCCUGUAGCUAGACUAGAAUCAAUAAGACUGUUGUGU